Molecule: messenger RNA, 3241 nt
Organism: Exophiala mesophila
Lineage: Eukaryota; Fungi; Ascomycota; Eurotiomycetes; Chaetothyriales; Herpotrichiellaceae
Exons: 1
Coding region: 110-3043 (977 amino acids)
Biological process (GO): proteolysis; peptide catabolic process
Cellular component (GO): cytoplasm
Molecular function (GO): metalloaminopeptidase activity; zinc ion binding; peptide binding
Source: RefSeq, a predicted model, not a curated record
CUCAUCUUAUCCGCAUCUCCAACCGCCUCCAAUUCUCAGCCAGGGUCUUAAGAAGCUGUCAAACUCACUCGCUCGCUUGCUGUGUUUCCCAACUGCAUAAUAUUGUUAGAUGACGCUACUCCUACGAUCCCUGCCCAGGCUUGCGGAUUCAAGUACUCGAUCAGCUAUCAGCAGCGCUAGACAACGUCGCACAGUUUUACAGUCGAUUCCGUCGUCCUACUCAUCUCGAGCCCAAGCCCAAGCUCAGAAGCAUUGUCGAUCAUUUCAAUCCUUAGCUACAACCCGGCAACCUGCUACUAGACAUACCCCUCUUCCUCUGUCAACACUGGUCUCACGCUCCUCUCUCCCCGUUCCUGCCUUGGGUUCUACCAACAUGUGUCGCUUCAUGUCUGACGCCCCCGGCGCCGUCAACACCGCAGGCCGGAUCGUCCUCCCCACCAAUGUGGUUCCUCAACACUACGAUGUCACCAUUGAAGUCGAUUUCGACAAGUUCACCUUUGAUGGCACAAUCAUCAUUGACCUGGACGUUGCCAAAGACAGCACUUCCAUCUCCCUCAAUACUCUGGACAUCAAGAUCCACUCGACCGAAGUCCACGCCGACGGUGCUCUCGUGACAUCUUCUCCCUCCAUCACCUAUGACAAGGAUACACAAACCACCACCAUCGAUCUCGGUGGAAAGAUGCUCUCCAAGGGUCAGAAGGUCCAGCUCAAACAGACCUACACAGGCGAGUUGAAUGAUAAAAUGGCUGGGUUCUAUCGGUCUAAGAGACGUGAUGGACAGGUUCUGGCCGUGACUCAGUUUGAGGCCACGGAUGCCAGACGGGCGUUGCCUUGUUUCGAUGAGCCCGCUCUCAAGGCCGAGUUUACCGUGACCUUGAUUGUGGAUGAUGACAAGACGGCCCUUUCAAACAUGGAUGUCGCUUCGGAAAAGGUCGUAGACUCCAAAAUCACCGGUGGAAAGAGACGAGCUGUUACGUUCAACCGCUCCCCUCGAAUGUCGACCUAUCUCUUGGCCUUUAUUGUGGCUGAACUCAAGUCUAUUUCAACCGACAAGUUCCGAUUGCCAAUCAAGGUGUGGAUGACUCCGGAGCAAAACGACGAUGAUGGCAAGUUUGCCCUUGAUGUUGCAGCCAAGACCCUUGCGUUCUACGAAAAGACCUUCCAGGCUCCUUAUCCCUUGCCUAAGAUGGACAUGGUGGCAAUUCCCGAUUUUGCCGCCGGUGCCAUGGAGAAUUGGGGUUUGGUCACUUACCGAGUGGUGGAUCUGCUCUUUGACCAAGCCUCUGCCGGUGCAGCGACCAAGGAACGAGUUGCAGAAGUCGUACAGCAUGAACUGGCCCAUCAGUGGUUUGGUAACCUCGUGACCAUGGAUUUCUGGGACGGUCUGUGGCUCAAUGAGGGUUUCGCGACCUGGAUGAGUUGGUACAGCUGUAACGAGUUCUACCCGGAGUGGAAAGUAUGGGAAACUUUCGUCAUUGACACAUUGCAAGGUGCUUUGGGAUUGGAUGGCUUGCGGAGUUCGCAUCCCAUUGAAGUGCCAGUGCACCGAGCCGAGGAUAUCAACCAAAUCUUUGACGCCAUCUCCUAUUCCAAGGGCUCUGCGGUUUUGCGAAUGAUUUCCAAGUAUCUCGGUGAAGAUGUCUUCAUCGACGGAGUGAGGAGAUAUAUCAAGAAGCAUGCGUGGGGCAACACGCAGACAGGUGACCUGUGGAGUGCACUUGCCGACGCUAGCGGCAAGGAUGUCGCUCAUUUGAUGGAUAUCUGGACCAAGAACAUUGGGUAUCCGGUGGUUACGGUGACGGAGAACGAAAAGGACUCGAGCAUCACGCUCAAGCAGAAUCGAUUUUUGAGAACAGGUGAUGUGAAGCCCGAAGAAGACACAGUGCUGUACCCUGUCAUUCUGGGCCUCAAGACUAAAGAGGGCGUUGAUGAAACCCUCAUCUUGUCUGAGCGUGAGCAGACCUUCAAGAUUAAAGGCGGGCUGGAUUUCUUCAAACUCAACUCGGACCAUUCGGCCCUCUAUCGCACCAGCUACACUGCCGAACGACUCACCAAAUUGGGUGAAGCUGCCAAAGCAGGGUUAUUGACAGUCGAAGAUCGGGCUGGCAUGAUUGCUGAUGCUGGAGCGUUGGCGGCCAGUGGAUAUGGAAAGACCUCGGGCAUCCUCAGCUUACUGCAAUCCUUCAACACCGAGACACAAUUUGUGGUGUGGAACGAGAUUCUCACGCGGAUCAACUCGGUGCGUAACACGUGGAUAUUUGAAGACGAGUCGAUCAAGGACGCCCUCAAGGCAUUCCAACUGAGCUUGACUUCGGCCAAGGCUCAUGAAUUGGGAUGGGAGUUUGGCGAGAACGAGGAUCACAUCCAGAGUCAGUUCAAGAGCUUGAUGUUUGGCUCCGCCGGUCUCGCUGGCGACAAGAAGAUUGAAGCAGCGGCCAAGGCCAUGUUUGAGAAGUUCCUCCAGGGGGAUUAUGCAGCAAUCCAUCCUAACCUCCGAGCGUCCGUGUUUGCCAUGGCCAUCCGGGACGGAGGAGAGAAGGAGUGGGAAGCGCUGCUGGCGAGAUACCAUUCUGCUCCUACCUCGGACGAGAAGAACACAUGUCUGAGGAGUCUGGGUAGAGCCAAGAGUCCUGAGUUGAUCAAGAAGACACUCGACCUGGCAUUGAGCGGAGAGGUCAAGAUGCAGGAUAUCUACAUGCCUAUCGGUGGACUGGGAUCUACAUCAGAUGGCAUCAACCGACGGUAUGAAUGGCUACAGAAGAAUUGGGAUGUUCUGGUGGAGAAGCUUCCGCCUAGCAUGAGCAUGUUGAGCAGUGUCGUCAGCAUCUGUGUCGCUGGAUUUACGAACGAGAAGCAAUUGGCAGACGUGGAAGCGUUCUUUGCAGAUAAGGAUAAGAAGGGAUAUGAUCGCAGUCUACAACAGAGCCUGGACAGUAUCCGGGCCAAGGCCAACUGGCUGACCAGGGACGCCGAGGACGUUCAGGGGUGGUUGAAGGAGAAUGGAUAUCUGGAAAAGGCAAAGAGUACUGGAGGCAAGUUGUAAGAGAAGGGGGGUGGUAGCCUGUGAAAAACGUUGUAUUAGUAUCACGUUGAGUGGAGGAUCCUGACGAGUUCAAAGUCCAGUACCUAGAGAAUCGCAUGGUAUCAAGUGUUGUAGAUCAUUUAUGGCAUUAUAUCAUGUCACUGGUGGACUGACCUGGACGUCGAAAUCCCUUGGUUGAAUUUACUAGUAAAAAGAAUU